AUGCCACUCAGCAGACUGAUUGACCAGACCCUUGUGCUCUCACUCUGUAAUAAAUCAAAUUCAAAUGUUUCCGAUUCCUUAGACCAGUAUUUGAUUUUUGGUGCUGAAGAAGGAAUUUACACGUUGAACCUGAAUGAACUGCAUGAGACAUCCAUGGAGCAGUUGUUUCCCCGAAGAUGCACUUGGCUGUACGUCAUGAACAACUGUUUACUGUCCAUUUCUGGCAAAGCUUCGCAACUCUACUCUCACAAUCUGAUCGGCCUCUUCGAGUAUGCUCGACAGAUGCAGAAGUUGCCUGUUGCCAUUCCGACUCACAAGCUUCCUGACCGAAUCCUUCCCAGGAAGUUUGCCGUAUCAACAAAAAUUCCAGACACGAAAGGUUGCCAAAAGUGUUGCGUGGUGCGGAAUCCUUACACAGGACACAAGUAUCUAUGCGGGGCAUUUCAGUCCAGCAUUGUAUUACUGGAGUGGGUCGAACCAAUGCAGAAGUUUAUGCUCAUAAAGAAUAUAGACUUCCCUUUGCCAUGUCCACUUGAAGUGUUUGAAAUGCUCGUCGUUCCUGAGCAGGAGUACCCAUUGAUCUGCGUUGCCGUCAGCAAAGGAACCGAAUUUAACCAAGUUGUCCGCUUUGAGACGGUCAACCCCAAUUCCACUUCAUCCUGGUUUACUGAAACAGAUACACCGCAGUCGUGCGUGAUUCACGUCACCCAGCUCGAGAGAGACACCAUCUUAGUGUGCCUGGAUCGGUGUAUAAAAAUCGUAAAUCUGCUAGGAAGGUUGAAGUCCAGUCGAAAGCUUUCCGCCGAGUUAACGUUUAACUUUCAGAUCGAGUCAAUAGUUUGUCUGCAAGACAGCGUUUUGGCUUUCUGGAAACACGGCAUGCAAGGAAGAAGCUUCAGGUCAAAUGAAAUCACUCAAGAAAUCUCGGAUAACACCAGAAUAUUCAAGCUGUUAGGCUCGGAUAGGGUGGUGGUUCUGGAAAGCCGACCCACUGACAACCCAACAGCCAACAGUAACCUGUACAUUUUAGCGGGACACGAGAACAGUUACUGAUGGCUGUGCAUGGAGUUUGAGGCGCUCGCUCAGGAAUGGAGUUGGACGACACUACUGCUUGCGCAUCUCAGAGUGUUUGGACCUCGACGGCAUUUGAGUUGCGUUGGACUCUAUUUAUUGUGGCAUGUCAUGAAGGCGUGGAGGACUUUGUUUGUUUUGUUUUGUUUUAUUUUAAGUGUUGCCACCACUUCUUUUACCACACAAGUGCUUAACUGACUUCUCUGUAAUCUUUGUACAUAUAUCUGUAGUAUUUUGGAAGCCGCUUACUUCAUUCAGUUGAAGGUGUACACUAAGACGUAAUGUAGAUAUUAGCGCGUAUUCGGUUGUACAGGCGUCCUAACUGUACAGAUGUAAAGGACUGGGAGUGUUGCAAAUAAUUAUUUGAGAUUAAUAUUUAAGGGCUCGGGUGGAGCUGAAUAAUCAUCCGAACACGGCAGACCAGAGCGCUGCACCCACGCGACUAACAUCGAUUUUAAUCAUGGCAUCGAUUUCAUUUACAUGCCAAUCUUUUUAACCAUACAUUUGUUUUUUUAAACCUUUCUCUUUUUAAGGUGCUCGUGUCUUCAGCACUGCGGUGUACAAGCACUGCUGUUUUUCCAAUUUGCACAUCAAGUGUUACAAAUGUAUCCUGUAAAAGAAAACAAAAAUGAAAUCUGUACGUAUACUGACCUAGGCAAGCUGUGAUUUUGUGGAUUUCGUCACCACAGUCGACGAGACGUCUAGCCGGAUAGUGGAACACACCUUUCUACAAUAACUGACACAAAUCAAUGUAUCAUACUAAAAUAUUAUUAUUUUAUACGUGUUUGUUUCGUUUUUUAACCGCAGUUUUUAGCCGAGUUUGUCAAAGCGCUGUCUGUCCGGUGGUACGGGCCUCAGGGCUCGAGUGUCUUAAUUCUGCCAAACGUCGUUAUUACGGAGUAGAUUGUCACCUGCAGUUUCAUGUUACUGUGAAGUACGCAAUCUUAAUGAGCGCAAACAUUCCUUGUUGGAGAUACCCGGGCACUUCCACGAGUUUUAAUACGAUGCCAAAAUGUACUUUAGGUUGGAGUUCUUGUCACACGACAGCCAAAAAUAGUUAGGGAUUCUACCUCGUGCAAUUCUGUUUUUGGG
Messenger RNA from Polypterus senegalus (gray bichir), 2163 nucleotides. Its product is annotated as mitogen-activated protein kinase kinase kinase kinase 3-like. The transcript has 12 exons. Lineage: Eukaryota; Metazoa; Chordata; Cladistia; Polypteriformes; Polypteridae. Bases 1 to 1053 code for a protein of 350 amino acids. The record is from RefSeq and is a predicted model, not a curated record.